CCAGUUUCUGGCAGUCCUAAAGAAUGUCUACAUUCAGCUUGGCCAUCGUCAUUGUUGCGUUUAUAGUCAGAACUUAUGGACAUGAUUGUAAAGAAUACAGUCUUACGCCAUCAGAUCAGUCUCUUAUUGAUAUGAUGGGGUAUUACUUGCAUACUUCUCGGAAAGCAGACUGUCCUGUAACACAUUCAAAACAAUAUAUUGGUGUGACGUAUGUGAGGUGGGGAAAGAAAACGUGUUCGAAAAAGUCGGACAUUGUGUAUACAGGUCAGGCUGGAGGUAACCAAAACAAUAACAGAGGAGGUGGCUCCAAUUACCUCUGUUUACCCAGUGAUCCCGAAAAUGGCAAAGCAUAUACUCAUAUGCUAAUGAUGGACUAUAUGGUGCAGAGUAUGAGAUAUGGUCACACACUAAACCAUCCGGUCUACCUGCUAGUUUGGGCGACAAAGAGGUUCCAUGUGCAGUAUGCAGGCGGAAAGGGAAAGUGUCCGUGUCAAUGAUACCAGGAAAAAAGUCAUGUUACAAAGGAUGGCAAUCCGAGUACAAUGGCUUCUUGAUGAGUGAACAUAAAACUCAUAACAAUAAAGAUUUUAUAUGUAUGGACGGAGAGGCAGAACCAUUGGACAAUCGAUCAUCCAAUGAAAGUGGUGCAUUGUUUUAUCCUGUCAGAGCGAAAUGUGGUAGUCUGAGAUGUCCUCCAUACAAAGAUAACACAGAAGUACUUUGUACCGUCUGUACAAAAUAAAACAAUAACAUAA
Messenger RNA from Mytilus trossulus (common blue mussel), 755 nucleotides. RefSeq lists its product as uncharacterized. The record is from RefSeq and is a predicted model, not a curated record. Bases 24 to 497 code for a protein of 157 amino acids. The transcript is spliced from 5 exons. Lineage: Eukaryota; Metazoa; Mollusca; Bivalvia; Mytilida; Mytilidae.